Molecule: messenger RNA, 1701 nt
Organism: Arabidopsis thaliana (thale cress)
Lineage: Eukaryota; Viridiplantae; Streptophyta; Magnoliopsida; Brassicales; Brassicaceae
Product: methyltransferase C9orf114 protein
Exons: 11
Coding region: 160-1356 (398 amino acids)
Source: RefSeq, marked reviewed
GUCAAAUGGUUCAAGUUAUGUACUAAGAACGUAAGUUAACAGGCCGUAAAAUAGGCCCAAUAGAUUAAGAUAAUUGAGGCCCAUUAAUCCAGUAAGAACCCAAAACCACAUAAACCCUGCGAAAUUGGCAGGCGGCUGCUGCACUCGCCGGCGGCAGAGAUGGGGAAGAAGAACAAGAGAAGUCAAGACGAGUCUGAGCUCGAAUUGGAGCCAGAGCUAACGAAAAUAAUCGAUGGAGACUCUAAAAAGAAGAAAAAUAAGAAUAAGAAGAAGAGAAGCCAUGAAGAUACGGAGAUAGAACCGGAGCAAAAGAUGAGUCUCGACGGAGACUCGAAGGAGGAGAAGAUAAAGAAGAAGAGGAAGAACAAGAACCAAGAGGAGGAGCCAGAGCUUGUGACGGAGAAAACGAAAGUCCAAGAGGAGGAAAAGGGAAAUGUAGAAGAGGGUAGAGCCACUGUUAGCAUAGCCAUAGCUGGUUCAAUCAUCCACAACACUCAAUCACUUGAGCUCGCCACACGCCUCGCCGGCCAAAUUGCUCGUGCAGCUACAAUUUUCCGAAUCGACGAGAUCGUAGUGUUCGACAAUAAGAGCAGCUCAGAAAUCGAAUCAGCUGCUACGAAUGCUUCUGAUAGCAAUGAAAGUGGUGCCUCCUUUCUCGUUCGUAUCUUGAAGUAUCUAGAGACACCACAAUAUUUGAGGAAAUCUCUCUUCCCCAAGCAAAAUGAUCUUAGAUAUGUGGGUAUGUUGCCACCUCUUGAUGCUCCUCACCAUCUGCGUAAGCACGAGUGGGAACAAUACCGUGAAGGUGUGACACUGAGUGAAAAGGCUCCAAAUUCUGAGGGUACAUUGGUUGAUGUGGGUUUAAGCAAGAGUGUUGUUGUUGAUCAAGUGCUGGGUCCAGGAAUUAGAGUCACGGUAGCCAUGGGAACUGACCACGAUUUAGAUUUGGUACGCCAGAUUGUUCCACCCUCUAAGCCAAGGGAAGAAGCAGGAAUGUAUUGGGGAUACAAAGUACGAUAUGCAUCACAAUUAAGUUCAGUAUUCAAGGAAUGCCCUUUCGAGGGUGGUUACGAUUAUUUGAUUGGUACCUCGGAGCACGGCCUGGUAAUUAGUUCAUCUGAGCUGAAAAUACCAACAUUUAGGCACCUAUUGAUUGCAUUUGGUGGACUUGCUGGGCUUGAAGAAAGUAUUGAAGAUGAUAAUCAGUAUAAGGGGAAAAACGUUCGAGAUGUGUUUAAUGUAUACUUGAAUACUUGUCCACAUCAAGGUAGCCGAACCAUUCGAGCAGAGGAAGCGAUGUUUAUAUCACUUCAGUACUUCCAGGAACCCAUCAGCAGGGCAGUGAGAAGACUUUAAGCUUCGAUAAAAAGAGUCAAAGAAGCUAUUUUGUUCUCAUAGAUCUGAGGUUUGUCUGAAAAAGAGUGAUGUAAUGUAACUGUUUUAGAAUUUGGACCAAGUGUUUAUUCUUGUACUAUCCCAAUUUUGGGUUCUUACAAUUUUCCUCCAUUAGUGGCAGUGUGGCACACGAAGUGUACUCAAUUUUUACACUGAGUAACAAAUUUAAGAGGGGUGUAUUUAAUCUAGUAUUUUAAGUGAUUUGUGUAAAGUUCACAAAUUAUGUGUUAUUCAAUCAUGGAUUUUUAAAAUUCUAAUGAAAUCUAGUGGUAUUGAGCUAAUGAUUUAAAAAUCUACCUUUAAAUC